AUGUCAGACUACCGGCUUUCUUUUCUUAUUGGAUGCUUAAAUUGGUUAAUUCUCUGCACCGGUUCAAUGAUCGUUGAUAAGAACGCAACAGAGAUCGAUGUCGCGGCCAAAAUCUUAUCGCGACCUAAGAGGUACUUGAUUUUUCCGCAGGGUAGUAAUUUUCAGUUAGUGUAUUGUCUGACUAUCGGAGCGUACGGCCGAGAAGGUGAUUUGGUGCUGGGACUGACAGCUGCCUUAGCCUGGGAACUUCCGAAUAAGGUCGACUCAAAGAUAUCGAAUUUGCUUCACCGUCGAAGCCGUAGCGUCGUAUAUCCGAAAAUGGAGGCUUUCCUACAAUCCACCGGCCUCGACGGUAGAUCCUGCGUGAUGAGGGCCCUCUGCGAAGCGGGCCAGCGGGAUCCCACUCAAAUAGGUACGGGCUCCUUCGUUCAAGAACUUCUCCACGCAAUUUUCACGUUGCCGAUGGACGGCGGCAGAUUCGAACGAUCGGAAGAUCAGGCUUACGAUCGCGCGUACGAGACGAAUGGAAACUGCGAGACAAUGUAUCCGACGUGUCGAUACUCCAUUUACGACAUGGAUUUUUGAAAGUGCGAGUGACUUUGUUUCCCGAAAGCAAUGACAACGUGACAAGCGCACAUCUGAUAGCGAGGCCUUAGCCGACGAUAUAGCCGAUUUUUUCAGCCUGACAUCUGCCCUGGCCUCGCGCGUGUUAAUCCGCGAAUAUCGAUCUCCGAUUACUGCGAUAAAACGCGUUGACCUAUCGCAUGGUCGG
Molecule: messenger RNA, 772 nt
Organism: Nylanderia fulva
Lineage: Eukaryota; Metazoa; Arthropoda; Insecta; Hymenoptera; Formicidae
Source: RefSeq, a predicted model, not a curated record